AUGUCAGGACUUAGCGAAGCUCGACCCAAACGAAGAACAAGCCCGAUUUCGGCUAUAGAAAGGCCGAAGAAACAGCUCAAACAAGAGAACGGAGUGCCUACACCCGGGGAUGUCACCCCGCAGAAUGGUUCGGUCUACGACAUCGAGGCUGACUCGAGCGCUGUACCUAUAAUAAAUGCUGCCUCUGCAGCGGGCGACUCCCCCGAGUGGCAGGCUACAAUAGAAAAGGUGAUAAAGAGUGUGGUUUCGAUACACUUCUGCCAGACAUGCUCGUUUGACACGGAUCUUUCCACGUCGAGUCAAGCAACGGGAUUCGUGGUGGACGCUGAGAAGGGAUAUAUAUUGACAAAUCGUCACGUUGUCUGUGCGGGACCUUUCUGGGGCUAUUGUGUAUUUGACAAUCACGAAGAAUGCGACGUGCGACCUGUCUAUCGCGACCCUGUCCACGAUUUCGGGAUUCUCCAGUUUGACCCCAAGGCUAUCAAGUACAUGCAAGUCCAGGCGCUGAAACUGCAGCCCGAGUCUGCCCGAGUCGGGGUCGAGGUCAGGGUUGUGGGAAACGACGCCGGAGAAAAACUGAGCAUCUUGUCUGGAGUCAUCAGUCGGUUAGACCGCAACGCUCCAGAAUACGGUGAAGGUUACAGUGACUUCAAUACAAACUACAUCCAAGCUGCCGCAGCAGCAACAGGUGGGAGUUCCGGCAGUCCUGUGGUCAAUUUGAGUGGCAACGCGGUUGCUCUGCAGGCAGGCGGCCGUGCGGACGGUGCUGCCACCGACUAUUUCUUGCCACUGGAUCGACCAUCACGAGCCUUGCAAUGUCUCCAACAGGGCAAACCAAUCACCCGAGGAACGAUUCAGACGCAAUGGAUGCUGAAGCCCUUCGACGAUUGCAGGAGAUUGGGAUUGACGCCCGACUGGGAAUCUGCGGUGCGCAAACACUUUCCGAAUGAGAACAGCAUGCUCGUGGCGGAGAUUGUACUGCCCGAAGGUCCUGCAGACGACAAGAUCCAAGAAGGGGACGUCUUAAUCAAGGUCAAUGGAGAACUGUUGACCUCCUUCGUCAAGCUUGAUGCCAUUCUCGACUCGAGCGUCGGAGGCAGGGUGGACCUUUUAAUCCAGCGAGGCGGAGAGGACCGUGAGGUCACACUGGACGUGCAUGAUUUGCAUGCAAUUACCCCGGAUCGAUUUGUCACCGUGGCUGGUGGUAGUUUCCACAAUUUGUCCUAUCAACAAGCGCGAUUGUAUGCCAUUGCUUGUAAAGGCUUGUACGUGUGCGAAGCGGCGGGCUCGUUCAAGAUGGACAACGCCCUUUCGGGAUGGAUCAUCGAUACAGUCGAUCAAAAGCCUACCCCGGAUCUCGAUACUUUCAUCGAAGUCAUGAGAACCAUUUCCGACCGUUCUCGAAUUGUCAUCUCAUAUCGACACAUCCGAGACCUCCAUACCCGGGCCACGAGCAUUGUGCAUAUCGACCGACAUUGGCAUCCGAAGAUGAGACUGGCUAUCAGAAACGACCAGACCGGUCUGUGGGAUUUUCAAGACUUAGGCAAACCACAACCCGCGGUCCUGCCAGAGCCCAAGUCGGCUGAUUUCAUUCAGCUUGACGGCGUCAAUCUGCCUGCAGCAGCAGAUAUUAUUCGUUCGUUUGUCAAAGUUUCGUGUUACAUGCCUGUCAAGAUCGACGGCUAUCCUCAAGCCCGGCGAACAGGGUUCGGCCUCGUGAUCGACGCCCAAAAAGGCUUGGUGGUGGUUUCUCGAGCAAUCGUGCCAUAUGACCUGUGUGAUAUCACCGUAACAGUGGCAGACUCGAUCCAGAUCCAGGGCAAUGUUGUGUUCCUUCACCCACUGACCAACUAUACGGUCAUCCAAUAUGACCCAAAGUUGGUAGAUGCGCCUGUGCAGUCAGCUAAGUUAUCUACGGAAAUGAUUAAGCAAGGCGCCGACACGAUCUUUGUUGGCUUCAAUCAGAACCACCGGGUGGUCGUUGCGAAGACCACUGUGACUGACAUCACCGCAGUCGGAAUCCCUGCAAACGCGGCUGCUCCUAGAUAUCGUGCCGUCAAUCUCGAUGCCAUCACUGUGGACACAGGCCUCUCAUCGCAGUGCUCAUCCGGCGUCCUUAUUGGUGCGGAUGGGGUUGUCCAAGCUUUGUGGCUCACAUAUAUGGGUGAGCGAAGUCAAGGCAGCCACCGAGACACGGAGUACCAUCUUGGUCUGGCUACCAGCAUGAUUAAUCCGGUGAUCGAUCAGAUCAAGGCUGGCAUCAUUCCAAAGCUCCGAAUAUUGAACAUGGAGUCAUACGUGGUGCAAAUGGCACAAUGUCGGAUCAUGGGUGUUUCGGAGGAAUGGAUCAAAAAGGUGGCCAAAGCAAAUCCUUCUCGCCAUCAGCUGUUCAUUGUUAGGAAGGUGGACUGUGGCCCAGCAAAUGGGGCCAACGACGGCCAACUGCUCCAGGAAGGAGACAUCAUUCUUACACUUAACGGUCAGCUCAUCACGCGCGUCUCCGAUUUCGACAUAAUGUACGAUAAGGAAUGGCUUGAUGCAUUGGUCGUCCGGAAGGGAGAGGAGAUACAUCUCCGAGUGCCCACAGUCCCGACCGAAGAUCUGGAGACAUCCCGCGCCGUGAUCUUUUGCGGAGCCGUCCUGCAGAAACCUCAUCAUGCGGUGCGGCAACAGAUCAGCAAACUUCACUCGGAAAUCUAUGUCAGCGCCCGAAGUCGGGGAUCACCAGCAUAUCAAUAUGGACUGGCCCCGACCAAUUUUGUCACUCAUGUCAAUGGGGUCAAAACGCUGGAUCUCGACUCAUUUGUCAAGGAAGUCGGCAAGAUCGAAGACAACACCUAUUUCCGGUUGAGGGCUAUGACAUUUGAUAAUGUGCCGUGGGUGGUGACAAUGAAGAAGAACGAGCACUAUUUCCCCAUGUCUGAAUAUGUGAAGGACGAGAAAAAGCCGACCGGAUGGCGGGUGAUCUCCUACAGCGCGAAAGGCCAGAAAUCUGGUAGCAAACAUGACGGAGCCCCGAUCACAGCCGAGGGCAUGGAUGAAGAAGUGGGCGGAAGUGAAGGGGAGGAGAUACCAGACACGUGA
Messenger RNA from Capronia epimyces CBS 606.96, 3084 nucleotides. Its product is annotated as Pro-apoptotic serine protease. The coding region runs from base 1 to 3084 and encodes 1027 amino acids. The record is from RefSeq and is a predicted model, not a curated record. The transcript is spliced from 3 exons. Gene Ontology annotation, biological process: proteolysis. Gene Ontology annotation, molecular function: serine-type endopeptidase activity; protein binding. Lineage: Eukaryota; Fungi; Ascomycota; Eurotiomycetes; Chaetothyriales; Herpotrichiellaceae.